UAAUCAAAAAUGGAGAUUAAUUACUCUCUUGACACUGUCUUCGAAAGGUAACAUCUUUAGUCUACCUCAGAAUCUCCGGAUACCUAAAACAAUCUUGGGAUGAUAUUUUCCUGACCCAGAAUUUAGAAACUUGAAGAAAAUAACUCCUAAUAAGAGUAGAAAAGGAGUAAACCAGGGGCAUAUUUUACAGUACAUUCAUCAAGAUAUAGAGAUGUGCAACCAGUAUCAGAUCAGAUGAGAUGAUAUAUGCUCAGCUAAGAAGAGUCUUAGUUUAAGCAGCUUCAAAACUCUUCUAGCUGUAAGAAAUCCAAGCAAAGCGGAAGAAGGGAUUGUGAAAACUAUACUCAUUUUAGUAGAAACUUAUGGGAAGCCUUUGAAAGUAGCAACAUACACCUGGACAUGUAUUGUUGCUGCUCUAAGUUGUAAGCUGUCUAAGGUUUACUCAAUGAUCAUGAAAAUGCAAAUUCUUAUGGAGAAAAGUCCAUUAGGAGACAAGGAAUUUCAACAAAUACAAAGUCAUAUUGAAUGUAUACCUGGUGUCAAAUACACAAUAAAUGAUGAGAAAACAAUAAAGGUCUACAAAUACAUUCACAGCCUUUACCUUUUUGCAAAAUUUCUUUGUAAAGUAAUUGAUAAAGUCUACUCUCCUAUUGAUCCAAGCUUCUUUGAAGCAACAACCACAAGCACACAAAUAAUUUCUAAAGCAAUGCAUAAGAAUACUUCACCAGAAUGAGAAGGCUCCAGAAGUAAUAAAACUAUUGAUCUCAAGAUUUCUCCAGAUAUUCAGUCACAAACAAUUAUUAACCUUAUUGAUGAACAAGAAUCAGAGAAGAAACAGGAGACUGAAGGAACUAAAAUAACAUCCGAGAAAUGAAUUGACAAAAAGUUAUCUUUGUUCUAUCCCAAAGCUACUUUGCCUUCUAGAGAGUUUAAUCAAGAAGAGUAUGAUAGAAAAUUCUCCAGCACUCUCAAGCGUAUAAAUUUUGAAUCUAAGCAUACUAAAAAGCAAGGAAAUAUUGCUAAAAAGCCUAAUGAAUUUUAUCCUAAGCUUCCUCAACCUCUUGACCUCGAUUGAGUUUCUCAUGAAAUUUCCAAAGCUCGUUCUUCUCUUGCCACUCUUCAGAAGAUGAAGGCUGAUCUCAAUUCAUCUUCUACCAAGAAACUAGAGAAUUUUCAAAAGAGCUCUUCAGUAGAUUGGACAAAGGUUAAGAAAAUAUUACAAAAAGUACCCACUGAGAUACUGCUAAAAAUCUCUGCCCCAAAAUAAUGUUUGCAGAGUGACCCAAGCAUGUUCUGUGCCUACAGCCAAGCUCUUGCUUAGUAAGCAGCAGUACCAAAUCGUACAGGCUCCUGUAGAGGGCACAAAAAUUCAUAAUGGAGAUGACACAGGAGUUAGUAAAUCAAACUAUAAAGACCUAACACAGGAACACGAGAAGAAAUAUAAGAGAACAAAAGACCAGAAGACGGAAGAUAGUGUCAGAGAGGAUACUUAUGGAGAUGUCCAUUCUUUGUGUCAUAAAUAUGUCUUCAGCAAACUCAAGAGCCAACAGAGAGACUUUAUAACACUGUUGUAUGAUAAAUAAGAUCUUCUCAAAGUUUAUCUGCAUGAUUGAAUUGGAGCUCACUGAAAGAGAUAAGAAAAAUAAGGUUAAGGAGUUUAGGAAAUUUUAAAACCCACUAAUCAGAGAAUACGAUAUGCAUAUUUAGUCACUAAAUAAGAAAGCU
Moneuplotes crassus is the source of this 1725-nucleotide messenger RNA. Lineage: Eukaryota; Ciliophora; Spirotrichea; Euplotida; Euplotidae. The record is from the annotation of a GenBank genome assembly.